Messenger RNA from Carassius auratus (goldfish), 3509 nucleotides. It is a transcript of the gene igf2b, whose product is annotated as insulin-like growth factor 2b. The coding region runs from base 131 to 769 and encodes 212 amino acids. Lineage: Eukaryota; Metazoa; Chordata; Actinopteri; Cypriniformes; Cyprinidae. Gene Ontology annotation, cellular component: extracellular region. The transcript has 4 exons. The record is from RefSeq and is a predicted model, not a curated record. Gene Ontology annotation, molecular function: protein serine/threonine kinase activator activity; hormone activity; insulin-like growth factor receptor binding. Gene Ontology annotation, biological process: regulation of muscle cell differentiation; positive regulation of insulin receptor signaling pathway; positive regulation of activated T cell proliferation.
CUUUUGCCUGUCGCCUGAUUUUGGGACAGCUCUACACAUCAUCCUAACACCAACUGGGGAAACUAAACCUACCUAUUUAACCAAAUACAACAGCACAGCUAUUUUUUAUUAUUCUUUUUUCUAUGUUGACAUGGAGGACCAACUAAAACAUCACUCUGUUUGUCAUACCUGCUUGAGAACAGACAGUUCCAUAAAUAAGGUCAUAAAGAUGCAUUGGUCCAUACGAAUGCCCAUAUGCAUACUCUUUUUAACCCUGUCUGCCUUGGAAGUGUCUUCAGCUGAAACAUUAUGUGGCGGAGAGCUGGUGGACGCACUACAGUUUGUGUGUGGAGACAGAGGUUUCUAUUUCAGUCGACCAACUAGCAGGACGAAUAGUCGACGUUCUCAAAAUCGUGGGAUUGUGGAAGAGUGUUGUUUUAACAGCUGUAACCUAGCUCUUCUAGAACAGUACUGCGCUAAAUCUACCAAGUCAGAGAGGGAUGUUUCAGCCACAUCCCUACAGGUCAUUCCGGUGAUGCCUGCAUUAAAACAGGAGGUCCCAAGAAAACACGUGACUGUGAAAUAUUCCAAAUACGAUGUGUGGCAACGAAAGGCCGCCCAGAGGCUACGGAGGGGUGUCCCCGCCAUCCUGCGAGCCAAGAAGUUUAGGCGGCAGGCGGAGAGAAUCAGGGCCCAGGAGCAACUGCACCACCAUAGGCCUCUCAUCAUGCUUCCCAGCAAGCUGCCGCCAAUCCUUCUUCAAACAGAAGACUACGUCAGCCACAAGUGAAACCAGGAUCAUUUGCACAGAGUCAAUGAAAAAAAAAAAAGACAAGGGAUCAAAGCUUUUUUGUCUCUGACGUCAUUUCUGUGGCAGUCCUCAUCAACCCUUCUUCCUUCCCCACCAGACGUGCUCACACGCUCUUCCAGUUUCUAUUCUUGCUGUUUCAUUCACCAACAAAAAGGCACAUCACAAAUGAGAGGAACGCAAUUCAGGUGAAGAAGCAAAGGAAAGAACGAUGAAGCCACGGAACGCCGAACGUUUCGCUGGUUUGGAGGACAUCGGAGCGCGAGGAACAUCUUGAGCUAGCAUGAAAGAACCCAUUCCACCGCAUUCUCCCGAGACAAAAGUAUCUCUCUUUUAGUCCUUUUACAUAUUAGUUUGCACCUGUAACUAUAAAGGGACAUCCACACUGUAAGGAAUUGUUGUAAAAUUAGAUUCCUGUUCCAGCACCUUGUAAUCACAAAUUAAAAAGCAGAGAAGAGUCUGCGAAUUGCACAUCGCCACGGAUUACGUCAAAGUUCUUGUUAAGUAAACAAAAAAAAAAGGCACUAUUUUUUUAUGGACUAUGAACGUGUAGCUCAAAAAAAUGUCAUGGUGCUAGCUUUGGGAAUGGACUCAAACGAGAAGGGGUUGAAAAAGCAAGUUUUUUUUUUUUCUUUGAAACUUUAUUAAACUUUCCGUUUUAAGGAAAGUGUGACUUUUUAAAGAGAAAACAAGAGCACGAGGGAUAUCGCUGCAUGCAGACGUGUAUGUAAGACGCAACCUAUGCAUUGGAUUCCGGCGCUGCCAUUGCGAUAAAGGAAGGAGCAGUGUUGGGAUGCCGAAGGGAUCACGCGGAGAACUCGCCUCCUUUCGAGCGUGGCUGCACAAAACCCCUGCUUUGCACUGCAGGAUGAGGGACAUUGUGACCUUGAAAAAGUGGGAUGUUUGUAUUUUCUGUGUUCUUUAUCGUGAACAUGCUUCAAGAAAAAAAAAAGAAAAAAAGAUCCAGUUUGGUUUCUGGUACCGUGACAUUCUUGUUAUUGCAAAAUAGGCUUUGUGUUUUUGUAACGUUAUUUUACAGUUCUGAAAAAAAGGCACAAAUAUAAAUUCAAAGGGAAAAAACGCAAUAAUGUCAACUAACAUAUAUUUUUAACGUUUAUCCGUAGUAUUCACAUGCUUUUGCCUGAAAACAAAUACUUGAAUAUAUAUAUAUAUAUAAAUAUAUAUGAAAUAAAUAUGAAAAUAUAUAUUAUAAUUAGUUUCCAGGGACAUCAUGUAAUAUUCCUUUAGUCUGAGCUGUAUCUUGCGUAAUGAGCCGCCAAGCUUCUUUAUUGUUUGUUUAAGUACAAAUAUGGGCACUGUAUAAAGGCAUUAUUUAUUUUGUUAUAAAAUUAUAUAUUAAAAUUGGUCCAAAUACAGUAAUAUACAUAGCACUGAUGCUCAACUGAUGGAUUUUAUUUUAUAUUCUCUCUUAUUUUCCCAUUUUACAUGUAAAUGCUUUUUGUAGAUGCUUUGUACCAAAAAAUAUUUUCCUUUUUUUUCCUUUCGGUUUGCCACAGAGCUAUUUUAAAAUCAAUAUUUUAACAGCAGCUGUAGCCUGGAUCGCUUAGGCAUGUUGUAAUACAAAAAUAGGCACAUACUCAGAAGACUCUCUCUCUCUUUCUGUCCCUCCCGCAUGGCUUUUUAAUCUGCCAAAUGGAUUUCUGUUUAUAAAAAAACAAAAAAACGACAAAAAACAACAACAACAACUUUUGUUUAACUUUCCUCACGAGGAUCUGGAUAACCCUCUCUAUAUGCCAUGAUUGUAUACAACCCACUACGGUUUAAGGCACUUUAGUGCCGUUUUCAUUGUCGUAUCGUCAUCAUUUUUUGGCUUCUUUAAGGUAUUCCACAAACGAGAAAGACAUGUUUUAGGGGUCUCGUUGUCCCUGGUUCAAUGUUAUCACUUGUUGCUGAGCAAUUGAACUGUAGCCAUAAAGCAAAGUAAAAACCAAACCAAUAUGAUGUCGCCAAGAUCCAUUAAGAUGUCACAAAGAGUGGACUGUUGCAUACAUCCCCUCAAACUCGCCAUCUUAAAAUAAUGUGCCCUAAAUCCUCUUAUUUCCUUUCGGUUGGGGUGUCCUCCAUGUUAUCUUCUUCUCAGUUGUUGAAGGGCUACCGUACUUAGUUACCCAAAUACUCAGGAAAUAUUAGUGGAUUUAUGUGAAAAACCCAAUACAAGGCCAUUUCUUUCUCUCUUUUUAUUACAGUUUCUCAGAAUCGUUUUUUGUAUGUGCCCCAUAUUCAUAAAAUGAUACUAUAGUAUCGCUUAGUACCUGGAAACUUAAAGGUCUAAGUGCCUGCAGUAUAUCCCUCUGCCUUGAUAAUCGAAUAUUUAUCUGAUUCAUAUCAGUUGUGAUGAAGCAGUGCAAUUAUUAUAAUGAAUAUCAUUAUUUUUAUUAUUCAAAACAUCCCAUAUUUCCGAAGACAUUGCCAUUUUUCUGUUGUUAUUCCUGCAAGGACUGCAUCCAUUGUUGUUAUUUCCAAACUGGUUACUUAACUUUCCAUGCGUAAAAGGCAUGUAAGGAAAACACAUGCUUUUGCGCUAAAAAUGAAGGGAUCAUUUGUCUUUCAUUGGCAACGGUUUAAUACCAGUAGCCCACGCAGCCUGUGUGUAUUUUAAUUGAUUUAACCUCUGCACGCUAGAACGUCCGAAAUGCACAAUUGAUGUACUUUCAUUUUUAAUAUCAAUAAAAAAAACAUUUUAUCAAACAUGUUUCAGUCA